UAGCUAUGACUGUUCCUCUUCCAAACAGAUUACUUGAACAAUCUCUCUCGCCGGCGACAACGUCGAAAUGGAAAGCGUUAGAGACUCUUCGGGCUUCAAGCUCUUCGGGGCGGUGAUUGCAACCGAUAAGAGAACGCUGGCGGCGGCGCCGGAGGAUGAUGACGUAGCGACGGAGGCGGCGGGGGAGGAAGAGGUUGACGUGGCGGCUUCGCUUCCGUGUCCUCGAUGCAAGAGCCAGGAGACGAAGUUCUGCUACUUCAACAACUAUAACGUGAACCAGCCCCGCCACUUCUGCAAGGCCUGCCACCGCUACUGGACGGCCGGCGGCACCCUCCGUAAUGUUCCCGUAGGGGCCGGCCGCCGCCGGAACCGGAUUGCGCCACCCGAGUUGCGUUGACUUUUCUCGUGUUGUGAAAGAAUUUGGGAUGUAAGGAAGUUUUGAAUAUUUUAUAAAAUAAUUUUGAA
Messenger RNA from Dendrobium catenatum, 465 nucleotides. Its product is annotated as cyclic dof factor 4-like. Gene Ontology annotation, molecular function: DNA binding; DNA-binding transcription factor activity. Gene Ontology annotation, biological process: regulation of DNA-templated transcription. The transcript has a single exon. The record is from RefSeq and is a predicted model, not a curated record. Bases 68 to 397 code for a protein of 109 amino acids. NCBI's taxonomy places the organism in Eukaryota, Viridiplantae, Streptophyta, Magnoliopsida, Asparagales, Orchidaceae.